AUGGGGAAAACUUGUUGUAUUCUUGCAUGUAUAGUCCUACUCCAAAUGUCUUAUUAUUGCCUAGCCAUAAAAUAUUCGACCACCCUCGAAACCGAUAAAUCUGCUCUUCUUGCCCUGAAAUCUCAUAUCACUUUGGAUCCUGUUAACAUACUUACCGAAAAUUGGACGAAUUCGAGCUCUGUCUGUAGAUGGAUUGGAGUCACUUGCGGUGUGCGACAUAAUCGAGUAAUUGCACUCGAUAUUUCCAACAUGAAUCUCUCGGGCGCAGUUCCGCCACAACUAGGAAACCUCUCCUUCCCUGUUUCACUCGAUUUUAGUUUCAACCUUUUCAGUGGUGUUCUUCCUCAACAAUUGUCCUUUCUACACAGAUUGAAGUAUAUUUCUUUCAGAGUAAACAAAUUGAGUGGAGAAAUUCCACCGUGGUUGGGUCUGCUAACUAAACUCGAGUAUUUUUCUCUACGAAAUAACAGCUUUACCGGUUCCAUUCCAACUUCCGUCUCUAAUCUGACAAAUCUACGAGAUCUUGAUUUUUGUUUCAAUUCUCUUCAAGGAAGUAUUCCAGAAGAUAUGGGAAGGCUUCACAAUCGGCAGGAUUUGGUCAUUCAAGAGAAUCGUCUCUCCCGUCAUAUACCAUCAUCCAUAUUUAACAUGCCGACCCUGGAAGUUAUAGCUUUCACAGGAAAUGAAUUGAGUGGUAGCCUUCCAAGUGACAUGUGCACUCAUCUUCCAUUUCUUCAAGGAAUUUACCUAGCUAAAAACCAGCUAAGUGGCGAAAUUCUAUCAAGGGCUAUCCCAUUGGAGAUCGGCAAUCUUCAAAACCUGGCUGGAUUUUCAAUUCCCCUUAGUAUUUUCAAUAUUUCUUCUCUCCAACUUUUACACCUCAAUCGCAAUGAAUUGUCUGGAAACCUCCCAAAAGAUGUGGCAAAUCUUACGGAGCUCAAAAUUUUAUAUAUCUCGUACAACAAAUUAACAGGUGAUUUACAACGAGAAAUUGGCAAAUUUUACCAGCUGGAAGAAUUAGGAUUGGAAUUUAACCACUUGAGUGGUUUAAUUCCACCAGAGUUCUUUAACAUGUCAAAUCUUCAAAUCCUUGCACUCACAGGGAAUGGCCUAACAGGGGGUUUUCCGAGAAAUUUGGAUUACGGGUUACCCGCUCUUGAACACCUUGGCCUUGGUUCAAAUUACUUCAAUGAAGCAAUACCCGGCUUCAUUGCUAAUUGUUCUAAACUCAGAAUCAUCGCACUCAAUUUUAACAAAUUCACCGGUUCCGUACCUUACUUUUUUGGUAACCUAAGACUCCUGAUCUCUAGAGAACCUCCAAAUUAG
This is a messenger RNA of Erythranthe guttata (spotted monkey flower), 1326 nucleotides long. Lineage: Eukaryota; Viridiplantae; Streptophyta; Magnoliopsida; Lamiales; Phrymaceae. The record is from RefSeq and is a predicted model, not a curated record.